CGCGGACCAAUGGGGUGCGAGAAGGAGCCGCUUUAAUAAUCCUGCACUUCGCCCUUGACGAAGACGGUGUUGGCGGUGGUUGUCGGGGCGUCUCUCGGCGGCCGCGCUCUCUCGCCUCGACGAUGGCGCUUCCCCUCGUCGCGCUCGUCGUCGCCCUGGCAGCGUUGUCGUCCUCCUCCAUGGCGGCUCAGCCCGAUUACGAUAUCAAGACGUCGCCCGACAUCACCCUGUCCAACAAAACGACGGAGGAGAGGCUGCAGUGCAACCUCACGCUGCCCCAGUCGUUUUCGGCGAACGAGAUCAAUUGUCACUGGGAGAAGGACGGAGAGCAGAUCGGGACGGAGCAAACGGUGCAGAUCACCGCUUCACGCAUCGCCACCUUGGACUAUACGAUCGCCAAAGCCAAGGCCGAGCACUCGGGCGUCUACGUCUGCGUCUUCCAAACCUCGCCCCUUGCCAAGGGCAACAUCACCGUGAAAUCUUGGCCAGAAAUCACGACCCACAAGAAGUCCGAGAACCACGGGGAGGGCGACGCCGCCGAGCUGGUGUGCAAGUGCAACGGCUACCCGGACGUCGACUGGACCUGGAGUUACAAGCCCAGAGACAAUGAUGUCAGUAACGUGGUGGGGGUGACCAACGGCUCGCGCGACGGGCGGCUCACCAUCGCCAGCACCGGCAACCAGACGGUGCUGUCGCUGCACGGCCUGGUGGUGGACACGGACGGCGGCGAGUACACGUGCCAGGCCACCAACAGCGAGGGCACCGCCACGCACACCUUGCUGCUGCGUGUGCGCAGCCGCCUCGCCGCCCUGUGGCCCUUCCUGGGCAUCGUGGCCGAGGUGGUCAUCCUCAUCGCCAUCAUCUUCAUCUACGAGAAACGCAAGAAGCCCGACGAUGUGCCCGACGAUGACGACCCAGCUCCCCUGAAGAGCAACUCCACCAACAAUCACAAGGAGAAGGUUCGUCAGCGCAAUACUAAUUAACUUAGUAUACGGAGGUUUAGCGUUGCCGCUUCCUCCUUGGCCCGGCUUGUGGCAGCCGCUUCUGUCCUGCUCAAAGCUCCAUCAGCAACCACAACAACACCACCACCACAACGACACCACCACCACAACGACACCACCACCACAACGACACCACCACCACAACGACACCACCACCACAACGACACCACCACCACAACGACACCACCACCACAACGACACCACCACCACAACCAACCCUCUGCUUUCGAAGAUAUACGCGAGGGCACGCGCACGCACACACACAAUUCUAUAUUGAACGAACGUAUGUGUAGGUGUGAUGAUAAUAAUAAUGAUAAUCGUUCUAAUUUUGAGUAUUACGUGUAAUUUUUAUUUCCCUUUCCAAACGUCUUGUUUUCUCCCCAUCCCUAUUCGCGCGCGUUCGUGCGGGCUUAGCUUGUUUUAGCUCACUGGCGCAAUAACUUAACAACGUGAUCCCACCGUGGGGGAUAGUUUUACGGCAAUCGUUGGCCGGCAAGGAAUCAACGAUGGGCAACUGUGGGCAACCAUGGGCAAGCAUGGCAAAUUGGGCAGGGCAGCAGAAUUCGUUUGGUGAUUGUCAACUGCUCGGUCAGUACAAGAUCACAAUGGCAACGCGACCAAGAACGUUCACGGCACUCCCGCACGCUCCUGUCCAACGAAGUCUCCCCUCUCCACCAGAUCCUGCGGCGGCUGCUGCUGUGGCUGCCGCAUAGAGAUCUGCAGAUUCCUAUCGGAGACUAUAGACUCGCACACCGGUCGAGACCCAUACACACACAAACUCGUCAGUCUGCCCUGACAGUCACACUCGCCCAUCCCGCCAUCUGGCCUUGGGCUCGCAUAGAGAUCUGCAGAUUCCUAUCGGAGACUAUAGACUCGCACACCGGUCGAGACCCAUACACACACAAGCUCGUCAGUCUGCCCUGACAGUCUUACUCGCUCAUCCGACCAUCUGGCCUUAGACUCCCGUAGAAAUAUGCAGAAUCGUACAGGAGACAGACCCGUAGACUCGCGCUCCCAACGGAGACCCUUGGACUCGCGUAGAGACCCAGAUCCCCGUGCAGACCACCCCCAAAGUCUGUCCCGGCAAUCGGCCCUUGCCUUUUCCGCACACACACACACAUCCCACCCAGCGUAGCGGAUUGAUCAAUACAACUCACUGCACGACGGCCUUUCUAUCUCGCUCUCACCUGCCCACAUCGCACGCACGCACCGGACGUCAAUCGGCCCUUUCUCUAACGGAGAGGAUGGGGCUUGAUGUCAUCGGUUGGGCCGCGCCACGGCUGAAAGUUGCCAUCGCCAGUUGUGCUCGCGACGGAUCGCUGCGGUGGGAUCCGUUCAACAUUUUUUGGGCCAAUGAAGCAUUAUUAGGUUACUUUUGAAGGCACACGAGUUUUGUUUAUUUUUUCCCAUCGCAAUCGGCGACUGCGGAAACAGUUUUUUGCCGGCAAACUAUUUGCCCUUCAAUUUCCUUCGGUACACCCCCCACCCCCAACACACCCUUCGGCCUUUACGUUGCAAACAUUUUGUAAAACGUUCGCAGGAAUUUGGGGUCUGGAAAAUCACGAACUUGGGCGGGCGGGGGGGGGUCCCUCGCCGACCAGCGGUCGGUGAACGGUAAACAACGCUUGAAGCCGCUGUGGUGGUGCCGCUCGUUGAUUUGACCGCGCCAAGGUUGCGCCGACAGUGCCGCCGCCAGCGCGCCGCAGGGCGGAGGUGCGACUCCCCGUCCACGCGACUCCCCGUCCACGCGACUCCCCGUCCACGCUGGCAGCGCGAUCGCCAACGCCGCGAGCGCCGACGUCCCCUCUCGGCCUUGUCCACACCACCAGCCCCUGAGCCGAACCUUCCGGCUGCAUCGUCGUUGAGACCGCCAAUAAAGCACGGCAGUCGCGAAUGCCCGCUGCUGCUGCUGCUACCAACCCCCUAUACCAGGGGUCGGCAACCUACGGCUCCGGAGCCGCAUGCGGCUCUUUACGGGCUGCUUCUUGACGAUGAGUACGUAUGUACUCAGAUGCAUUGCGGCUCUUGAAAUACUGAAUUUUGUACCGAAUUGGAAAGAAAUGGCUCUUCUUGUUAUUUUGGUUGCCGACCCCUGCCCUAUACCAUCCGGGAUUGUCUUGACGGUCAUUGGGUCUCGUACGGGAGGGCGGCUCACGCGAAUCCGGUCACAGAAGGUCACACGUUUGGCGCGACGGUCCUACGCUAACUGCAUAAAGAAGGGGAAGGUCUCGUACACAGUCGGCUUUUGAGCCUGGUGAUCUGGGCAAGGCACAUUGAGCGCGGUGGUCACGUGACGCACCCUGUGGGCACAGCUGCAGCAGCAGCAGCAGCGCACCUCUGCGCGUUGCAGCUCGGCGCGUGUUUCCGGCCCCACGACGCCUGCUGUUCGUGACGAGGAGGGACGGUCUCACCGUUCGCCAGGGGGGAGAGGCUCUGCGAGGUCACGUGACCGCUGCCGCCCCCCCCCCCCACCUCGUGGCGUGAGUGCGUGCAGUUUUUACAAAAUAGGUUGUAACGCACACGUGUCCGUGUCGUCGCUGCAAUGGGGGUGUGCCAUUUCUCUCCUGCCGUCCCACGAAUUACUGAAUUACUCGCUCUGUCUCCGUAGAAGCUUAUCCUUUUGUGUUGGUGCAUGACUGUGAUCGUCGAAGCGUGUGAUUUAACAAAGUUAUAUCGUUGCAUGCCUUCUCUCCCCCCCACCCAACCCCCUCGCCCUCCAUCGCUAAGAGAUUGCGAAGAGAAUUUUAACGAUGAGUUGGAUUCCAAAGGGCGGAGAGAUUAUUUUGUUUUUCUUUUGCGCUCUCCACGUGUGGAUUUGGCAUGACGGCCGCCGGCGGGUUAAACAAUCUUUAACCGCGGCGGCCACAGUGGCGAGGUGUCGCCUCGCCUGGUAUACAGGACGUCGUGGGUUCGAACCCGACCUUGACGCUGUAUAUUUAGAGUUUGCGUGCGUGUCUCUCUCUCUCCCCGUGGUCGCGUGGAAUUUUCUCCGGUUGCUCCCCUCCACAUUUAGAUUCGAUAUCACGCCGUUAGAUUAUUUGGCUACUGCUUUAAAAUUUCCACACGAUGAUGAUAACACCACUUGGUUGAGCUAUCAUUUGUGAUCGCCAGGUGGCUGCUAAGAAAGAGCUGUGUAUAGCAGUUCAGUGGCGCCUUACCUGGUAAACAAAAAAAAUCGUUGAAAGAAAUCAAACAUAAAAACUCCGCGCUAAAACAAAAAUGCAGUCGGAUUACUAGCGGCCGGGGUGUGAAAAAUAUUUAUAAUUUUGCCGUUUAAAAAAAAAAAAUCUUGCCUGUUGUUAAUCGUGGCGUUAAGUACUUGGUGGAAAUUCAAAAUUUGCUGACGAUUGUGAAUCUGUAGCGCGCUACUCCUAUCGCUCGUAGCUCACCCCGUCCGCUGGGGAUUUAUUUUUUUUGGGGGGGAGGGGGGGAGGAGGAGAGUUUGUAAUUAACAAUUAAACAUCAUUGCAUGUUUUUUUUGCGCACGCUCCCGUGUCGUUGCGCCGUGUGUGUUUGUGUGUACUCAUUUAACACGACCGCUUACUCCUCGAUGAAGGGGGUGGGGGGUUAAUUUUAGUUUGUUUUCAUUUCGUGGAAUCGUCGUCCGUCGCGGUGACUCAGCCACGCGGCGUCCUCACGGAUAUCUUCCGUCACGGCGCUGCUCUCGGCCGCUCGGCCGUUCACCAUCACGGGGAACGGACCCCCCCCCCCCCCCCCCCCGUACGUUCCGUGUAAAUAAUCUCGCUUCCUUGGAGUUUCCUCUCAUUUCUGAGCGCACGCGUGCCACCCACGCACCCGCUCACGCACGCACCCGUCGCUUCAUUCACGGCCGUGUCACCGAUUGUAUUUCUCCCCCGUUCAGAAAAUAAAAGACUGGAUUCUG
This is a messenger RNA of Lethenteron reissneri (Far Eastern brook lamprey), 4884 nucleotides long. Its product is annotated as neuroplastin-like. Gene Ontology annotation, biological process: homophilic cell-cell adhesion; dendrite self-avoidance; axon guidance. Gene Ontology annotation, cellular component: axon; plasma membrane. The record is from RefSeq and is a predicted model, not a curated record. Gene Ontology annotation, molecular function: cell-cell adhesion mediator activity. Lineage: Eukaryota; Metazoa; Chordata; Hyperoartia; Petromyzontiformes; Petromyzontidae.